Messenger RNA from Callorhinchus milii (elephant shark), 2383 nucleotides. It is a transcript of the gene akirin2, whose product is annotated as akirin 2. The transcript is spliced from 5 exons. The record is from RefSeq and is a predicted model, not a curated record. Lineage: Eukaryota; Metazoa; Chordata; Chondrichthyes; Chimaeriformes; Callorhinchidae. Gene Ontology annotation, cellular component: chromatin; nucleus. Bases 390 to 947 code for a protein of 185 amino acids. Gene Ontology annotation, biological process: positive regulation of innate immune response; positive regulation of transcription by RNA polymerase II. Gene Ontology annotation, molecular function: transcription coregulator activity.
GGCGGAGGGGGCGUGUCGUGGGACGGGAGCGAGGCUGGCGUUGUUUAUUGUGGCCGGGUCCGCCAUAACGGUGCGAGGGUUCAGGCGGCGGAGGGGGAGAAGAGCAAUCCGACUCCAUCGGCUCGUUAAUCGGGAGAGGACCGCUCCGAGCUCCGCGCAGGCACCACCGCGGCGAGUUAGGGCAUCGACCGAGGGGGGUAUUACAGGGACAGAGCGGUCCCAGCGGGAGAGAGAAGCCGAGAGACGCGGAGCCGGCGACUGAAACCCUACGGAGAGCCUCCCGUGUCGGAGCCGGCGACGCCUGUGUGAGACGAGCUCGACCCCGGGACUCGCUCCUUUCCUGACCGCACCAGAGCCCCUCGACCCGCACUCACCCGCCCACCGUCGCCAUGGCCUGUGGAGCCACCCUGAAAAGGACUAUCGAUUUCGACCCUCUGAUGAGCCCGUCCUCCCAGUCCCCCAAGAGGAGGCGGUGCACGCCCCUGAGCCAGGCCGCCGCCUCCCCGCAGAAAUAUCUCAAGAUGGAGCCUUCACCCUUCGGGGAGGUGGGCCCGAGACUCACCACAGAACAAAUUCUGCAUAACAUAAAACAGGAGUACAAACGCAUUCAGAAAAGAAGACAUUUAGAAAGCUUUCUGCACCAGACGGAGGCCAGCUGUUCAAGUGACGCACAAUCCCAUGUUUCAGUUUUAAAUGACCAUGCCUUGCAAGGUACUUCAUCUGGAUCAUUGUCACCACAGUCAAAGAAAGACCAGCCUCUGUUCACAUUGAGACAAGUUGGAAUGAUCUGUGAACGCCUGAUUAAAGAGCGAGAAGAGAAAAUUCGUGAACAGUAUGAAGAAAUACUGGAUACAAAGCUGGCAGAACAAUAUGACACUUUUGUGAAGUUCACACAUGACCAGAUAAUGCGACGAUAUGGAGAGCAACCUGCCAGCUAUGUGUCUUGAAUUGUCUCACGUUUCUGCGGAGUGCCCUUUUCCUUUUGAUCACUGCAAGUUGGCUGUUUCUCUGAGACUUACGGCAGUGCCAUAUUAACCACCUGUGAGCACAGGGUGUUUUCAGCUUGUGUCAGUGGCCACCACCACUUUUUUCUGCGGCAUAUGUUUAUUGGACUGCUCCCUGAUGUCAUCACCUAUUGGACCUUCGCUACCUGUACUUAUAUACCAGUGUCUCCCUCUGUUUAUAAAUUUGCUGUAUUAAAAUCUGCAAAGCUUUUUACUUUAACAAAUUUAAGAGCAAUACUGGUAUUCCAGAAUUUGCCCUUCACAUAUAGUUUCAGGAUUGUAUCUUAACAUGCCAGAUUUUAGAAAAAUCAGUCCGAUUAUGGUUUGAUAAUGAGCCUUUUUUGCAACCUUUGACUUCUAGCAGCCUUAAAAACAGAAGAGGGGAGUAAACCAUUGAUAUCUUUUAUUCAUAGUGUACAGGUGUUCUUAAACUUUCUCAUAUUUCCAAGUUCUUACCUGAAUUGAGACUUGGAGAUUUUUAUUUGUCCAAUUUUUUAGAAUCCAUUCAUAUUAACAACAGUGGGGUUUAAUAUUGGAUGCCAGUAGAUGUUCAGGUAGAACAAGGUGGUUUCUUUGUUUUUCUACGUGAUUUAGUAUUGGAUUAAAACUAGCUAGUAAGAUGCAAUUCAAUCUAGUAUCAAUGUUAAUUAUGCUAAUGUAUGCAAACUACUUCACUGGGGUGAGGCAGAUUGAACUGUUUCAAUUGUCCUCCCGUGUAAAUUGGCAGCAGUAGAGUAGUUUGCAUAUUUACCUAUUUCAAUACUAGUUGGAAUUGUGCUGUACUAAUAUUUUGAAUACGGGGUGUUUAAUUGUACACAAAUUUGACUUUUUGUAACCUGCAUUCUUGUCUCCUGGCUUUACUGGUGUAGGCAAAUUCUGAAAAUGACCUGCAGAAAUUGGGCCCAGUUAACUAACUGCGGACUUUCAGUAAACCUGAUGUGCACAGUCUCCAACAAGUAGCUGUGAAGAUUGCAGCAACUUAGCAAUGUUUUUGGUGUCUAGAAUGCCUUAAGUUGGCUGGAGAGCAAAGGUUUGCAAAGGCUCAUUGUGCACUACAACAGUUCUGCAGGCAAAAAUCAACUCUUCAGUUUGGAUGUUAGGUGAUGGACAUUCCAUACCCUAAAAUAGAAGUGAUUGCCUGCACAUUGAUGUGGUAUUACCUGUCAAAUGAAGGGAUCAGCAGGGAGUAUCUGUGUUCUGAGAAAGGAAAAUAAAUUUAGGAAGAGGGGAACUGAAGCUUCAUAAAUUUUGGAGUAAAAUAGUCAUUUUUAUUUAUUCUAGCAAUCCUUCAAAGUUUAUUUCUGCAUUUGAUGUACCAUUAUUUUACUGUCCUUUGUAGUGUAAUGGAGUUUAGUUGACAAUAAAAAGUUUACAUCCUU